AGCAGUUUCUUUUCAUUUUCUCAAAAGUUGCCAUUUAACUCCCAACCACCACGUCGUUUUUAUACAGUGUCCCGUCUCUCUCUAAUCCUCCUUUAUCACUUCGAUAUCUCUCUCUUCGAUUUAUCUUGAAAAACCCCCAAAAUUUCACAAGAGAGAACCCUAACAUCACAAAUCGGCGAGAUGGAUGAAAUUGUGCUGCCGCCAAGAAUGUUCGCGGCUGGUGAUGAACCGGUGGGUGAGCGUGUCAAUUCGUAUCACAAGAUUAAGACCACCAGAUCAAUAAUCGCCGCACUCGAACCAGAGGAGUUGGAGUUUCUUUCGAAUUCUACAUUCGGGAGGAUUCUUGCGAUUGAUGAUAACCCUCCGUUUUCUGGGGCUUUUGGACAACACGUUAUCGUCCGACUCCUCAAAGUCAACAAAAAGUACGAGUUUUGGUUUCUCUUUGCCGGAAACCCAGUCAGAAUGUCCCUCCGAGAGUUUGCCAUCGUCACCGGUUUGAACUGUGCAAAGAUCCCAGCGCAGAAGAAGAAGAAAAACCCAUUGAAAGAGAAGCUGUACUGGAAUGAACUCUUUGGGUCUCUGAAGUUCUGCACCGUCGAAACAGCCAUCGACAUGUUGGAGAACAAGGUCGUAAAAACAAGAGAGUUGCGAAUCAAAAUUGCUUGUCUUGCGAUUACCUCCUCCAUUCUCUUUCCCUCAUCACACACACCCCGCAUCAUCCCUGAACAUGUUGAGUUGAUUCGAGAUCUAGAUGAGUUUCUGGCCUUCCCCUGGGGCAGAGCCUCGUACCUUACUCUUGCGUCCUCAAUUAAAGGGAAGGAUGAGAUCGCAUUGUCACAAACAUCUGUUGCGAUACGUGGUUACGUUGAGGCAAUUCAGUUGAUUAUGCUUGCUGCCAUCCCAGAGCUUAAAGAAGAAGUCACCCAAUCUGAACGUGUUGUCAUAGUGGAUACAGAAAGCGACGGCGAGUCCAACACAGGCGCAGAAGCGUCUGAGGAUGUUAACGUUGCCGGUCAGGUCAAACCACCCCAGGCGACUAAGUAUUGUCUCAUACCCGGUCAUGCAAAGACUGCAGAUUCCGAAUGCAAGGUGUUUGUAAAGUCUAUUCUUGAUGAUCCAUACGAGGAGUGAUCUGCUGGCUUAGAUUUCAGUUGGACUGAUGAGUCUGAUGAUCUGGCUCUUGACCACAUGGUCCUAUUGAUAAGUGAAGGUUUUGUUUUCAGAAAGGAAAUGUUUAAAGGUGGUCUUACCGCCAAUGAUCUUUCUCGGAUGAGGGGAGAAAAGAAACUGAAGGAGAAAGAACCGAAAGACAAAAACGAUAAGGAUCACGUUGCGGAGGUUUCAGAAGGCGAGGGAUCCUCUGAUUUCGUCGAUAU
Raphanus sativus (radish) is the source of this 1376-nucleotide messenger RNA. RefSeq lists its product as uncharacterized. The transcript is spliced from 2 exons. The record is from RefSeq and is a predicted model, not a curated record. Lineage: Eukaryota; Viridiplantae; Streptophyta; Magnoliopsida; Brassicales; Brassicaceae. The coding region runs from base 181 to 1131 and encodes 316 amino acids.